ACAACAAUGAGACCGACCGUCGUUUCAAUGGGCAAACACUUUGGAAAUCUCGGCAAGAUGUACGGAGAGCACCGCUUCGCGCUUGCUCCAAACGAGCAAAAGGCCUACAAGGGAUUCUUCGAUCAGGCCUUUGUUAAGACCUUCAAGACCUACGUCUGGGAUCAGUGGUAUUACUACAUUCCACAGACCAUCGGAGCCUACUUGCUCUACGACUGGGCCAAGAAGACGAACGUCGCCGCCAACCGAAAGAAUCCAGCCGACUUUGCCAACGAUCAAUAAUAAGCCGCCGGAUAUCUAAUUCUCUCGAUUUCUGUAGUCUCCUUCUUCAUUUUUUUGUGUCGCUGAUUGUCGUUUCUAGUGAAUUUUAAAUUUAAA
Molecule: messenger RNA, 375 nt
Organism: Caenorhabditis elegans
Lineage: Eukaryota; Metazoa; Nematoda; Chromadorea; Rhabditida; Rhabditidae
Gene: F45H10.2
Product: Cytochrome b-c1 complex subunit 8
Exons: 2
Coding region: 7-279 (90 amino acids)
Biological process (GO): mitochondrial electron transport, ubiquinol to cytochrome c
Cellular component (GO): respiratory chain complex III; mitochondrial inner membrane
Source: RefSeq, marked reviewed